Pyrus x bretschneideri (Chinese white pear) is the source of this 2101-nucleotide messenger RNA. Its product is annotated as lysM domain receptor-like kinase 4. NCBI's taxonomy places the organism in Eukaryota, Viridiplantae, Streptophyta, Magnoliopsida, Rosales, Rosaceae. The transcript has a single exon. The record is from RefSeq and is a predicted model, not a curated record. Gene Ontology annotation, molecular function: protein kinase activity; ATP binding. Bases 100 to 1947 code for a protein of 615 amino acids. Gene Ontology annotation, biological process: protein phosphorylation.
AUUAAUUAACUAAUCCCAUCUCAACCAAAUCAUUUCUUCCUCUCCUUUUCUUAAACCACCUAACAGAAUUAAAUUUACAAUUUCUGAUAUCAGAAAACCAUGGUUUACCUCUGCCUUCUAAUCUUGGUUUCCCUAAGUUCAAGCUAUGCUCAGCAGUUCUAUGACCAAUCAUAUUGCGGUGUUGAGGCUAGCAAUUCAGGCUCAAGAUACAUUUGCAAUAUGUUCCAAAAUUCUUGCCAAACAUUCUUGGUCUACAGAGCCAACCCAAAUUUUCGAACUGUUUCGAAUGUCUCAGACUUGUUUCGAAUGGAUUCUGAUCAACUGCUUGGACUCAACAAUCUCACAUCUCCUUCUGAGGAACUGAAAUCAGGUAGGGAAGUUAUUAUUCCCAUUAAAUGUUCUUGCUCAGGUCAAUAUUUUCAGGCAAGUUUCAGCUACACGGUUUUGCAAAACACGUCAUACUCCGAGGUUGCUUGUGGGGUUUUCGAAGGCUUGCUCAAGUCAUUUACACUCAGGGAGGAAAAUAUGUCCCAAGAAAACAAGCUUAUGGUUGGCACUGAGCUUCAUGUGCCUCUAAGAUGUGCUUGUCCUGAUAAGUUAGCUAGCAGUAGUGGAGUGAAGUACCUUGUGACCUACCCUCUCAUAGAAGGUGACGGGCCAGUCAUCUUGAGCCAGAAGUUUGGCAUCUCUCCUGAAGAUUUUUUAUCAGUGAAUCAUUUAGCAACUGAUGAAACUGUGUUUCCGAAUACAACUGUUUUAGUUCCCUUGAGAGCAGCUCCAGUGUUAAACUUCAACAUCCAAUAUUCUCCCCCUCCAGCUCCUGCUUUUCUUCCCACAAUUUCUGUGGAAAAAUCUAAUAGAAAUGCAAAACUGAUCAAGAAAUUGUAUGUAGCCGGGUCUGUUGUUGGGUUUUCUCUGCUACUGGCAGCUUUAAUUGCAUUUGUAAUUUUGUAUAGAAGGGCCUUAAGGAAAUGGAAGAGAGAGAAGAUAAUGUCCUUUACUGCUUUAAGCUCUCCAAUUUCAUGUUCAACUGUCAGAAGCCCGUUUAAAUCCGGUCAGACAGGCAGAAGCUCUCCGAUUUCAUCAUGUUUAUCGCCUGAUAUUCUUGCUGGAUUGAAGUACUCAUUGUUCAAUUAUAGCAUAGAAGAACUGAGAAGAGCAACAAGGGAUUUCAAUGAAGAAAACAAGAUUGGUUCUCAAGCGUACAGGGGAAUAAUAAAUAAUGUUGAAGUGAUGAUCAAGCAGAUGAGAUUUGAGGACACGAGUCAUGUUAUUGACGUGCAUUCGAAGGUCAACCACAUCAAUAUCUUGAACUUAGAGGCGGUUUCUUACGGCGAAAAUCACAUGUCAUGGUCUUAUCUAGUUUUUGAGUUUCCGAGCAAUGGCUGCUUGAGGGGCUGCUUGUCUAGUCCAUCUAGUCCUCUCAAGUGGCAUUGGCGAACACAAAUAGCUUUCGAUAUUGCAACUGGACUGCACUACUUACACUGUUGUACUUUCCCUUCUUGUGCUCACCUAGACAUAAACACUAGAAACAUUUUUGUGACAGCAAAUUGGAGGGCAAAGCUUUCGAACAUUGGAACCAUAUCGGCUGAGGGAUUUUCGGAAGGAAAUGACAAAGGAUGGGUUGCACCAGAGUACCUUCUACACGGAUCAGCUUCUGAGAAGGUGGAUAUUUUUGCAUUUGGAGUUGUUUUGCUUGAGCUCAUCUCAGCAAGAGAGGACAUUGAUGGGAAGUCGUUUAAAGAGUCCAUCAAAUUUUUGGGAGAAGGUGCUAGCGAAGGCGGUUUCCUCGAACAACUUCGGAGCUUCAUGGAUCCACAGUUGGAGGAUUAUCCUCUUGCAGAGGCCUUAUGCUUAGCUGUUUUAGCGAAGGCCUGUGUGGAGGACGAUCCUCUCCAUCGGCCAUCCAUCGAUGACAUCAUGAAAGUCCUCGCGAGAAUGGUAUGAUCGAGAACUUGAUCGAUAAUGAAGAACCACGUUCGUUACCGAUCAGGGUAUAAAAAUUGUCCAUCAAGUAAUGUAAUGGCCUAAAAUAUGUAAUUAACUAGCUUGAUAUAUGCUUUCUCGUGCUUCUAAUUAAACUCACCUCUACAUAAUUAUA